GACAGAACAUAACGGCUCGUAAUCUCAGUGCUUAUUUCGCUUUCUUCAGUUAUUUGCAAGAGCAUCAUGAUGAUAAAUAUCCUUAAUCUGCUCUUCGCCGCGUUCGCAGUGGGGGCGGGAUACAAUAUUUCUCCUGUUCCGAAUGUCAUUUUCAAAAAACCCGGAAAUCGAUGGACUUCUUCGGAACAUAAACAAUCCUAUUUUGGACUAGCGGUGCACCUGAAGGAGAGUGCAUUGUAUGUAGGUGCACCUAAGGCUACAACGUUCAGUCGAAGAUAUAAUACGUUUAACGAUUCGGGAGUCGUGUAUGAGUGUGGGGUUCUAUCGAGCUCCUGUGAAGUGUACUCACAGCUCGAAGAUCGAAACUUUGUGGCUGAUGCGCUGAUGUCUGGACAAUAUUUUGGUGCAACACUAGAUGGAUUGACAGAAAAUGAUGCGUUAGUGGCAUGUACUCCCAGAUUAAUUGUGGGAAGUAAUCGUCAUGCGGCAACCGGCGCUUGUUAUACUACAGUUAAUGGGUCGAUCUAUAAUCAACAACAAGCAUUAAAAUACAGAAAAAAUACUAUGAUGGUUGAUUCAGCGAUGGAAGGAUUUGCAGUUCACGUUUUCAGGAAUCACAGAAAAGAGCUCGGUGGAAUUUUAACGGGAAUGCCGGGUUUCAAUUUCACUGGCUCAAUUUUUAUUUAUGAUGACAAUUUGGAAGAUGGAAUACUUUUGAACUCAUGGCAGUUGGAAGAAAAUGGGUAUUUUGGUUACAGCGUGGCAACGGUUCUUGUAGAGAACAAAACCAUCCAUGUGGUCGGUGCACCACGCUCAGGGAAGGUUUAUGUGUUUGAAGCGAAAAAAGUCCAUCGAAAAAUGGCUCAAAUGAGCGUGCACACAAUUCUUACCUCCGAUAAAUUUGGUGACUAUUACGGAUAUUCUUUGUGCACGGAAGAUAUUAACGGUGAUGGCUUGAUGGAUGUAAUGGUUGGAGUUCCGUUUUCAUCCAGAGACGGUGUAAGUGAGAACGGAGCUGUAUACGUGUAUAUUAACCAUGGGUUGAAUGCCCAAGGUAUGACUGCGCUGGAGCUACGCCAUAUUUUGAUGUCGGAAUAUCAAGGAAGUGGCCAAUUUGGAUACAGUAUUACUUCCGUGGGUGAUUUGAACCGCGAUAAUUACAACGAUAUUGCUGUGGGAUCUCCAUUCGAAGGAACCGGGGCCGUAUAUAUAUUUCAUGGAAGUGCAAGAGGAUUAGUGUCCAAACCUUCCCAAGUGUUGCGUUUCGUCAAUCAUAACACUGUACAGCCCAAUUUGCAGCCCAUGUUUGGUGCAUCAAUAUCAAAAGCUGCCGAUAUCGAUGGCAAUGGUUUUGGCGAUAUUGCAGUGGGAGCCCCAACCGCAGAAGUUGUUCAUCUAUUUCGCACUUACCCGCUCAUUAGACCAAACUUUAGGAUAACAUUUUCAAAAGAGUUUAUUUCGAUAGAAAAUGCAACGGUACAAUCCGAGUACGAAAGCGCCAUUGAAGAUGAAGUGUCCAUUGUAGUCUGUCAUUCAUAUGAAUAUGUUUACUAUCCCAAAGACCGUCAACAUUAUUGA
Molecule: messenger RNA, 1578 nt
Organism: Aedes aegypti (yellow fever mosquito)
Lineage: Eukaryota; Metazoa; Arthropoda; Insecta; Diptera; Culicidae
Product: integrin alpha-PS5
Exons: 3
Coding region: 67-1578 (503 amino acids)
Biological process (GO): cell adhesion mediated by integrin; cell-matrix adhesion; integrin-mediated signaling pathway
Cellular component (GO): external side of plasma membrane; integrin complex
Molecular function (GO): integrin binding
Source: RefSeq, a predicted model, not a curated record